UACAAACAACAAUUUACAAAGAAAAGCAUCAAACCUAUAAAGUGGGAACAUGGUUUCUUAAAAAAGCAAUGUCUUGAAAUAAAAGAUCAGAAUAUUUGUUGCUGCCCACAUCUUCCUAGGUAAUGUCCUAAAGCUGAUUAUCUCCACACCAAAAUGGCAGCAGUCUUUUUUCAGCUUAGCUUAACUAGAGGUCUCGAGUUCAAAUCUUGAUAAUGCAGCGACAGUUUAAAGGGCGAAUUUUUCCGGGUUUGGAGCGUAACUUGGCUUGAACCCGGAUUAGUCGAAGUCGAAAAGGUCAAGAUAGUGAGUUUAGUUUGCAAAAAGAGUAUGGCAUCCAACCAAAACUUGAAGGACCUGCAAUGUGUACUGCAAGAGUUAGAAUCAGGAACCAUAAACUUGCAAAAUAUUUCCUUCUUUCUUUCUCAUCAAACUUCAGGCUGUUACCAAGAGACAGAAUCAUCCAUCAACAUAAACUUUUCAAAAGAGGACAAUGCUGUCUUCUGUUACCUCCUUACACAACUCUCAACAAUGAAGAUAAACAGCACCAGUUCCUUAAGAAACUUGGAGUUCCAUAGAGUUUUAUGGGAAGCUGAGUAUAUGCAGAGCCUGAAAUCGUUGCUCGAAAGCAGCUCAGGAAUCAAGCAAAUCGUGUUUCGAAGAAAUGAUUUUAGUUCAGACUGUUUGAAGGAGUUGUCAGAGAUUCUGAAAGGAAAUGAAAAUGUUAAGGAACUCAUAUUUUGUGAAUCAAGUAUUGGAACAAGAGGUGCUGGGAUAAUAGCUGAUACUUUAAAGGUGAAUAAUACCUUAGAAGAGUUGCAAAUUUGGGAAGACUCAAUUGGGUUAAGAGGUGCAGAGGAGCUAUCUAAGAUGAUUGAAGUUAACACAUCUCUGAAACUACUGACAGUAUUCGAUUACAGCUCGUUGACAGCAACACCGCUAAUUUCAGCAGUUUUAGCAAGGAAUAGAGAUAUAGAAGUUCACAUUUGGAGCUUAGAAAAGCAUGAAAAAUGCACAAAAAUAGUGGAGUUUGUACCAGGAAAUAGUACACUCAGAAUAUACAGGCUUGACAUAUCAGGAGCUUGCAGAGUUGCCUGUGCUCUCGGGAUGAACACGACAGUUAAGGUUCUCGAUAUGACAGGAGUUAGAUUGAAAUCAAAAUGGGCGAGGGAGUUUAGAUGGGUGUUGGAGCAGAAUAAAACUUUAAAAGAGGUGAUAUUGUCAAGAUGUUGUUUGAAAGAUAAAGGAGCAGUCUAUAUAUCAGCAGGUCUAUUUAAGAACAGAAGUUUGGAGAUUUUACAUAUUGAUAAAAACUGGUUUAGUGGGGUAGGAGUAGAACAUUUGCUUUGUCCAUUGAGCAGAUUUUCUGCACUUCAAUACCAAGCAAACACGACAUUGAAAUCUCUUACAUUUGGAGGCGAAAGGAUGAGGAUAGGGAGGGUUGGUUUGGAAGCGAUCCUACAGAUGAUCACGACUAAUGAAAGCGUCACUAGGCUCAGGAUUCUUGAUGAUCAGGGACUGAAACCUGGUGACAUUGUCAGAAUUAUCCAGAGUUUGGAGAAAAAUGCAUCAUUGAAGUAUUUGUCUUUAAAGGGUUGUAAGGGGGUAAAAGGGGAGAUGGUUUUACAGGUGAUUAUCGAAAUCUUACAGGUUAAUCCUUGGAUUGAGGAGAUUGAUCUUGAGAACACACCAUUGCAUAAGGCCGGAAUGGCUGAAGGAAUAUAUCAGAAACUUGGGCAGAAUGCAAAGUCUGAACCAGAUGUGGAUAUGUUCAAGGACAUGCCUAUGAUUACACCGAAGAGCACCAGGGUUUUUAUAUGUGGCCAAGAAUCUGCAGGUAAAACCACACUUUGCAAUUCAAUGUCUUAUAAUUUUUCAUCAACGAAACUACCCUAUGCAAACCAAGUCCGGACAUUGGUAAACCCAGUUGAGCAAGCAAUUAAAUCAUCAGAAGGGAUGAAAAUCACAAGUUUCAAAGAUGAAGACACAAAGAUUUCCAUAUGGAAUCUGGCUGGUCAGCAAGGACUCUAUUCUUUGCAUGACUUCAUGUUCCCUGGCCAUGGAAGUGCAUCAUUUUUCCUAGUCGUAAUAAGUUUGUCCAGAAACACGAACAACAAAGAGACUAAAAACCCAGCUGAGAUUGAAGAAGACUUAAAAUAUUGGCUCAGGUUCAUAGUCUCUAACUCAAAAAGAGCAGUCCAACAAUGCAUGCUACCAAAUGUGACCAUAGUCCUAACACACUUUGAUAAGUUCACUCAACCCUCUCAGAACUUUCAGGCUAUUGUCAACUCGAUCCAAGGAUUGAGAGACAAUUUUCAAGGGUAUAUCGAGUUUUAUCCUACUGUGUUUACAGUUGAUGCGAGAUCAUCAACAUCUGUUAGUAAACUCGCUCAACAUAUAAGGAACACGAGCAAGAUGAUCCUACAAAGGGUUCCUCGAGUCUAUGAGCUAUGUAAUGACUUAAUCGAGAUACUAUUGGACUGGAGGAAAGACAAUGACAAGCCUGUUAUGAGUUGGAAAGAAUUCAGUGCACUUUGCCAAGUUAAGGUUCCGCCUUUAAGUGUUCGGUCCAGGUUUGAGAACAGAGACAAAACGGAAAUGAGAAGGCGAGUAGUUGCUGGCUGCCUUCAUCAAAUAGGAGAAGUUAUUUACUUUGGUGAUCCUGGUUUUUUUGUACUAGAUUGUGAAUGGUUUUGCCAAGAAGUUCUAGGACAAUUAGUCAGAUUAAAUGUUCGAAAGCAAGGUUCGAAAAAUGGAUUCAUUAGUAGGCAAGAGUUAGGAAAAAUACUGAAAGGGAGUUUUCAGAGUCAGAUUCCAAGGAUGGGUUCUAAGAUUUUUGACAAUUUGGAGGUUGGUGAUCUUGUGAAGGUGAUGCUGAAAGUUGAACUUUGUUAUGAACAAGACCCAAAUGAUCCAAACUCUGCUGUAUUCGUCCCUUCAUUUCUUGAAGAGGGGAGACAAAAACCACAAAGAUGGCAGUUCAGUUCAUCUGAUUGUGUGUACGCAGGACGACAUCUUGAAUGCGAUGAUUCAAGCCACACAUUUCUAACUCCGGGCUUCUUUCCUCAACUACAGGUACACCUCCAGAAUAAAAUCAUGGCACUGAAGGACCAGCAUGGAGCAACUUACAGCUUGGAAAACUCUCUCAUUUCGAUCAACAUCAAUGGCAUCGAUGUAAGAGUUGAGCUUGGAGGAAAGUUAAGCCAUUACAUCGACAUCCUGGCGUGCUCUACCAAGAAUCUAACAGAAACACUUCGACUCAUCCACCAGCUCAUAAUCCCAGCAAUUCAUGGCCUAUGCCAAGGAGUUCUAUUGAUCGAGAACAUCAUCAGACCUGAAUGUGUGAAAACUUUAACACCUCCAAGAUAUAGAAAAACACAGUUUCUUGCACUACAGAAACUGAAAGAAGCACUUCUCACUGUCCCAGCAGAUGGAAUGUAUGAUUACCAGCAUACCUGGAGUGCCGUAUCUGAUGCAGGAAAGCCCAUCAUAAGAGCAGGCUUUGAUUUUGCUAGGGACCUCUUAUCAGACGAUGAUUUUCGAGAGGUGCUUGAUAGAAGAUAUCAUGAUCUUUACAACCUUGCAAAUGAACUUGAGAUACCACCAGAAAAUGAUCUUCAAAGUGUAUCAGAAAAUAACGCAAUAGUUGAUCCAUCAUUCAGUGGGAUAGCUAAAGGAGUGGAGCAAGUUUUACAGAGGCUAAAGAUCAUUGAACAGGAGAUUAGAGAUUUGAAGCAAGAGAUCCAAGGGUUGAGAUACUACGAGCACAGGCUUCUGCUUGAACUUCAUCGCAAAGUUGAUCAUCUAGUCAACUAUAAUGUUCAAAUUGAAGAAAGGAAAGUGCCUAAUAUGUUCUUCUUUGUCAGAACAGAAAACUACUCCAGAAGACUUGUAACCACUAUUGUUUCAGGAAUGACUGCCAUGAGACUCCACAUGUUGUGUGAGUUUAGGAGAGAAAUGCACGUGGUAGAAGAUCAAAUGGGGUGUGAAAUUAUGCAAGUUGAUAACCUGGCAGUUAAAUGCUUAGCACCCUACAUGACAAAGUUUAUGACAUUGUUAACAUUCGCGCUAAAAAUAGGUGCACAUUUGGCUACAGGAAUGGGAGCAAUGAUACCUGAUUUGGGCCGAGAAGCUUCCCAUCUGCUCAAUUCUUCGCUUCUGACAGGGGCAGCUGGUGCAGCUGGAGCAGCAGCUUUCGGAGCAAUGGCAGUAGGGAGUAGCAGUAGGAUGAGACAGAGAUCACGAGAUAUUCAGCAGGAUCAGAGAGCUGCACAACAGUGGGUUCUGGAUUUCUUGAGGGACCGAGAGUGUUCAACUGGAAGAGAUAUCGCGGAGAAGUUUGGACUGUGGAGAGUUAAGUAUAGAGAUACAGGCCAGGUUGCAUGGAUUUGUAGGAGACACAUGAGUUUAAGGAACAAUGAAAUAAUUGAAGUCCCCCUUUAAAACUUGCUGUUUUGAAACAAAUUACUAUUCUAGAUUGCUUCUAUUUUGAUGAAAUGUCUUGUUUUUAUGUCCUGUAGAAGCCACCAAUCUUCAUAAUCUGUUAUGAUCUCUUCUGGUUGGAGUGCUUUCAGAUUUCAA
This is a messenger RNA of Beta vulgaris subsp. vulgaris (sugar beet), 4578 nucleotides long. RefSeq names its product protein TORNADO 1. The coding region runs from base 328 to 4440 and encodes 1370 amino acids. The transcript has 3 exons. Gene Ontology annotation, molecular function: protein binding. The record is from RefSeq and is a predicted model, not a curated record. NCBI's taxonomy places the organism in Eukaryota, Viridiplantae, Streptophyta, Magnoliopsida, Caryophyllales, Amaranthaceae.